UAUGAGUCCCACCGUACAUAAAAUAUUAAUGCAUGGACCUUUAGUCAUUGAUAACGCUAUUUUACCUACUGGACAACUCUCAGAAGAGGCAGCAGAAGCAAGGAAUAAGCAUUUUCGUGUGUACAGGCAAGGUUACUCAAGAAAGUGUUCUCGAGAAGCUUGUAAUAGAGAUGUUGUCAAUAGACUUUUACUAAAUUCUGACCCCUUCCUGUCAAGUACAAGAUUCCAAAAAAAGAAGAAAAAGCUGCCAUUUUAAAAAGAAUGGAUGGAAGUGCUACUUCCUGCUCAACCUCCUAAGGAACAUACAUCAGUAGAAUCUAGUGAAGAAACAACAUCAUCUCAGGAAGAAACUUCAGACAUAUACUCUGAUGAAAACUAACGGUAAUAAUUAAAAAAUGUUCUAUAUAUACAUAUAUACUUAUUAAAAAGUUUCGCGACCUAAAUAUUUUGUAUGAAAAUAAUAAUUUAUAUCAGUUCAACAUAGUGUAUGUGUAAAAAUAACUUCUUUUAGCUUUCUGGUACAACUACUCUACCAUAACCACAAUAUUACAAGGGUUUUCGAUAAUUAAAAAAAAAUGUUUCGAACAAAAGUUUAACAGUAUUUAGACUUCUACAAAUUUUAAUAUAUGAAGUUUCGAAAAAACAAUUUUAUACAGAAAAGGCUACCUUGAUUUUUUAAAUAUUAUAGCCCAUUUUUUAUUUCACGAUGUUGUAGCUGACAUUAAGACAAAUUCAACGACCUAUUAUAAUAUGACCUUGAACCUAUAAAUAACGUUCAAACCGUUUUUUCCGCGUUUUCGGUUCAAAUACCCCACUGUGAAACGUCGACACGCAGAUUAUAAGGGAAGAUUCAACAUUCAUCGACAGCAAAGAAGAUAAGUAAACCACAUUUUAUUAUUCCAUUAUUAUCUCGGCAUUAUUAUUAUGUAAAAUGUAUGACUAUGUUGUUUUUUAUUUAUACUGUAAUAUAAACUGACGUGACAGCAAAGAAAUGUAUCGAAUAUUCACGUUUCGCCAAAAGUAUUCUAAUUUAUAACACACCGAAUCGUAAAAGUAAUAUUAUUAGCUAUAAUUUUGAAUAAAACGGUUCACUGUGGAUAUUUAUGGAACAUAACUCAGUUUAUAUUACAAGGUCAAGAAGGAAGUCGAAAGAAACAUUUUCUAAUUUCAAUAUUGUGAUUUAAAGGAAACAACAUAUCGAAGAGGAAAGGAUCCAACUCGCUUUUGCGACAAGCAAACAACGUGUCCUCCGCUCCAUCGGAAAAGCAACCGCUAGUGCAACGAACUUCCGCAACGGAAAUUGCGCAACUAUGAGUAACGUACCAAUCAUUUUAAUUUACAUUAUAAAUACUAUAGUGUUCCGAUGAGAAUGUCACAAAGUCAGAACUUCUUGAAGAUCUGAAAAAAUGUGAUAUUAACUAUUAUGACAAACUUCGUGAAAUGUUCAUUCAACAAUUUUAUCCGAUUCCAGUAAAAGUUAAAAAGUAGGAAAUAUGUACAGUCAACCCUCCUAUAACGCGGUACUCUCAGAACACGGUUUCCAUAUAACGCGGAGCUGAAAAUGCGGCAGCCCUCCUAUAACGCGGUACUCUCAGAACGCAGUUUCCAUAUAACGCGAAGCUGAAAAUGCGACAGCCCUCCUAUAACACGAUACUCUUAUAGCGCGGUUUCCGUCAACAGCAUCACAUAAGUUCCUUCCGCGUAGCCUAAGAAUGUUUAGCCUAUGUUUAGUUCGUUAGGGCCUAUUUGAAUUAUAAGGGAACAGAUGGCGCCAGUUUCAUGUAGGUCCAGGCAGUCGGAUCGCGACAUAGUAACUAGAUAUGUUUAUAUAAAGAUUAUCUCCGGCUUAUCUGAUAGCCGUCUACGACAUCGGUUUUAGUCUUCUCAGAGCUCUUUCACAGUGUACACGUUUUGUUGGUGACCAAGUCUUUCUAAAAAUUUUUCUGCACCGUCCGUUCGUUCAGCUUUUUGCUGCUUAAUUUGUGGUUUAUAAUUGGACAAUAUUACACAAUACUAUUUGCAUCAUGUCAAACACGAAAGAAACAAGGAAAGGGUUAAAAAGAAAGUUUAUAUCUCUUGAAGAUAAAAUCGAAAUUCUAAAUCGUUUAGAAGGUGGGGAAAAUCUAUCGUCGGUUGCAAAAUCAACCAAGUUGAAUGAAUCUACAACUCGAACCCUAAAGAAAAAUGCAGACAAUAUAAGGAAAACUGUGGCAGAUGGCUGUCCGUUAGGUGCGAAACGUGUCACUCGCACACGAAAUUUUAAUAUGGUUAAAAUGGAACGGGCGUUAAUGAUCUGGUUGGAAGACUGUAUAGCCAAAAAGAUUCCUAUCAGUGGAAAUCUUAUCAAGCAGAAAGCACUUAAAAUCUAUGAACAUUUAAGGAAUAUUGGGCAUUCUUCUGCAGAGCUAGAAAAUCAUUCGUUUGUCGCGAGUAAAGGGUGGUUUGAAAAACUAAAAAAAAGGUACUCAUUACACAAUAUUAAGUUUCAAGGAGAACAGGCCUCAGCAGAUGCUGAGGCUGCCGAGAAUUAUAAGCUGGAAUUAGCUAGAAUUAUCAAUGAAGGAGGCUAUUCACCUCAUCAGAUUUUUAACGCCGAUGAGACGGCAUUAUAUUGGAAAAAACUACCAUCUAGGACCUUCAUUUUGAAAAAUCAAAGGCGUGCUCAGGGGUUUAAACCUUCAAAAGAACGUGUUACCCUUCAUAUGUGCAGCAAUCUAUCAGGGAGCCUGAUGAUAAAACCUAUGAUAAUAAAUCGUUCUUCAACUCCCCGUGUUAUGAAAAACAUUAAUAAGACCGAAUUGCCUGUAUUCUGGCGAUCUAAUAAGAAAGCUUGGAUGACCCAAGAUUUAUUUAAGGAUUGGUUUUAUAAUUGUUUUAUCCCGGCAGUGGAAACCCAUACGAUGGAAAAAAAUUUGUAUUUCAAAGUUUUAUUGGUUCUUGAUAACGCUGGUUGCCACAACAUUCAACUGGAUCAUCCAAAUAUAAAAAUUGUCUUCCUUCCUCCUAACUGCACGUCAUUAAUACAACCUUUGGACCAAGGAGUCAUUCAAACUUUAAAAAUGUAUUACACACGCCAAGUUUUCCAAACCAUUUUCGACAGAUUAGAAAGUAGUGAAAAUAAAACCCUUACUCAAGUUUGGAUGGAAUUUUCUAUUUUAGAUUGUAUUAGAACCGUGUCAUCGGCUUGCGCGGAAAUUAAACCAUCAACGCUUAAUGCGUGUUGGAAACCCCUUUUACCUGAAAUGGUUCAAACAAUACAAGAUGAUUCUACAAUUUCACUCCCAGUUACAGAAAUAGUAAACAUUGCUUCUCGUUUAGGCGAUGAAGAAUUUACAACAAACCAUCAGGAUGUAAGAGAACUCGUACUCGGGGAAGAAGCUUUAGAUGAGGAUGAACUGAUGGAUUUAAUUGAUGCACCCACCUCAAAUCCAUUGGUAAACGAAAAUAAAGAAAACGAAUGGGUGCCAAAUGUCGAUUUACAAGAUGUGAAAAAAGGGCUAAAUUUGGCUAAAGAAUUAGAACUCCAUUUCAUUCAAACUGAUCAUUCAACGGUGCGUAGCGCAAAGUUUAAAAGAGAGUUAAGAAAUUGCUUAGCUCCCUAUAGAGAGGUUUUAGUGGAGUUAGAAAAAAAAGCUACAAUCGAAAACCAAUAUGAAGAUGCGCCAAGUGAGGAAGACAUUUUGCCUAUUAAAAGAAGACGAGUUAGGCGACUCAUAUUAUCUGACAGCGAGGAUGAGUGUUGAAAGAUUAAAUUUUACAAAAGUCUUUCUUGUUUUUGUUGGAAAACAGUUUUUCAGUUUAGUUUUGGUAUCAUUUCUUUAUAUAAACUCUUCAAUUCAAUAAAAAUAAUUUAUAAUUUAUCUUGUCCUUAUUGGUCUCCAUAUAACGCGGUACGAAUAAUGUGAUUUGUACUAAUUCUGCGUUUCUUAUAGCGCGGUUUCCAUACAACGCGGUAGACGGUUUCCAUAGAACGCGCUACGAAUUAGCCUGGUUUGUACGGUUAAAUCCGAGUUUCUUAUAGCGCGGUUUCCAUAUAACGCGGUACGCACUCACCGCGUUAUAGGAGGGUUGACUGUAUUUACAUUUCGUAGAUAUCAUCAUUAACAUGAUGGGUUUCAAACAAAUUCGAACAAUAUUUUAUCAGAAAUUACGUAAAUUAUUAAACAAUUGUCUUCUUGUCUGAUUAAAAAUGUAGCACCAUCAAAUUUUUAAAAUUCCAAUUUCAUAGCGUUGGCUGUUAGAAUGUCGGCAACGCCCGAUCGCGACAAAAAAAGCAGAAAGGUACACAGUUGAAUAUUACGUACAACAUACAAGAAUUAUAAACUGUCUCGCAUUCCACCUUUUUUUUAUGCCGCUUGUACUGUUACGUCCGGGUACAUUUUCAAUUAACCCGACCUUGCGUUCCUCAUCGGGUGCGCUGCAUCUGGAACUUUCCACGUGAGGGGCGCAAGGAAGGGCCUUGCUAAUUUAUUUCUUUUCCUCGUUACCUGCCCGCGCUCCUCCGAUCUUAUGCUCUACCGUCGGGUGCGUGAGCACUUGGAAGUGAUUCCUCACGGAGAACACAAGAAAGGAGUUUGAGAUUAAAAUUAUAAUUCUCCUUUUUCUUUUCUCUUGUUAGUUUCAAUAGUUUAACCGUCAAUAUACCGAGCUUGUGUACCUCGCCAGUGCGAAGCACUUGGAGAUAAUCCCAGGCGAGGCACACAAAGGAGGCUAUAUUUAGUUCUUUCAAAUAAUACAAGUCAACCUUUCCUUGGGAUGAUUGCCUUGUCGAAACUACGCAACGACAAAAACUUCGAAAGUCGAAACCGUUUAGGGAGAGAUACCAUAAACAUCCUU
This is a messenger RNA of Osmia lignaria (orchard mason bee), 4836 nucleotides long. The record is from RefSeq and is a predicted model, not a curated record. Lineage: Eukaryota; Metazoa; Arthropoda; Insecta; Hymenoptera; Megachilidae.